Messenger RNA from Brenthis ino (lesser marbled fritillary), 1293 nucleotides. The record is from the annotation of a GenBank genome assembly. Lineage: Eukaryota; Metazoa; Arthropoda; Insecta; Lepidoptera; Nymphalidae.
AUGAGUGCACAAGAAGUAUCAAAAAGUAAAAAAUAUGAACUUGUACCGCCAGAUGGAGGAUGGGGCUACGUUAUUGGCGUAGCCGUAACUAUUAUUUUGACUACAAUACACGCUUUCAUACCAAGCUUUGGGAUGAUAUACAACCAAUUAUAUCUUGAACUAAAAAUGAACUCUACGGAUAUCACCGUGAUGAACGGCAUAAGCGCUGUUACUAUGGCCAUUUCAGGAUUUAUGAUUAGUCCAAUUUUAAGGUUUUUGACGAUCCGGCAAUUGGGAUUAGUGUCGGUGAUUAUUCUCAAUUUGGGAUACAUUUUGACUGUUUUUGUAAGAUCAAAAAUUACAUUUAUCAUAUGUAUGGGAAUUUGUCAGAGCUUUGGUAAUGGAAUAAUAAUCAAUCUGUCGUUCACAGUGCUGAACAACUAUUUCGUUAAGAAAAGGCUCUUGGCUGUCAGUUUCACGCAAACUAUUGUGGGUGUAGUAACUUUAUUCGUACCUCAAUUCAUCAAGUGGGCGCUCGACACAUAUGGCCUAAGAGGAACUCUACUCCUUAUAGCCGGUGUAUCCAUGCAAAAUAUCAUCGGAAUGGUUUUAUUGCAACCGGUUGAGUGGCAUAUGAAGAGAAUUCAAGUACCUGAAAACGAAGAUAAUGAAAAAAAAUCUCUUUUGGCAAUAGAAAAGGAAAACAACAAAGAAGAUCUUACGUCAUCAUUUAAAACACCUCCAAAAAAUUUAACUGAAAGUGUAGACGAGAAACACAUUCUUGAAGAGCAGUUACAAAAGCAUAAUAAAGGCUUAAAGGGUUUUAUAGAAAAAUCUAUAGAUGUUCCAUUUUUGAGAAGUUAUCUUUUGUCAAACGCAUCUGUUGGACUUGCUUUAUGUAUAUUUGCUGAUCUUACAUUAACAAUAAUGCUUCCACAAGCCUUAUAUUCUAUAGGCUGGACCGAGAGUGAUGUAGCGUUUGCUCUCUCUCUCAAUGCUACUGGAGAUUUAGUGAUGCGAAUUCUUUUCAUACUCCUGCACAAGUGGCUCAAAGACAUAGGAAGCCAUGAGAUUUAUGUCGCUGGUUUGGCGAUUGCUUUCAUUUCCAGACUUGGAAUGUUCUGGUCUGUUAAUAUGACAUUGAUAUUAGUAUUUAUCACAACAUCAGGAAUGUCUAGAUGUUCAAUGCUAAUGUUGGUACCAAUGGUGGUGGCAGACGCUGUAGCAGAAGAAAAAUUCACCUCAGCUAUGGGCGUGUUUUUAGCAAUCUAUGGUUUAUUUACUAUGGUUUUGGGACCUAUUAUAGGCAAGUAU